This is a messenger RNA of Salarias fasciatus (jewelled blenny), 1704 nucleotides long. Its product is annotated as leptin receptor gene-related protein. The coding region runs from base 105 to 500 and encodes 131 amino acids. Gene Ontology annotation, cellular component: endosome. Lineage: Eukaryota; Metazoa; Chordata; Actinopteri; Blenniiformes; Blenniidae. Gene Ontology annotation, biological process: late endosome to vacuole transport via multivesicular body sorting pathway; negative regulation of growth hormone receptor signaling pathway. The record is from RefSeq and is a predicted model, not a curated record. The transcript has 4 exons.
ACAGAAGAAGCUCCAGCAGGAAGCCGGAAGUGGCAGAGCUCGAGCUCCAGCACGUAAACAGACACAAAGAGCAGAAAAAAAGAAAGUUAUUCGGCGCCGCAGCGAUGGCCGGCAUUAAAGCUCUGGUGGGUCUGUCCUUCAGCGGGGCCAUCGGACUGACGUUCCUCCUCCUCGGCUGUGCUCUGGAGGGAUACGGGGUAUACUGGCCGCUGUUCGUCCUGAUCUUCUACGUGCUGAGUCCCAUCCCCACCUUCAUAUCGAGGCGGGUCAGCGACGAUACCGAGUCCUCCAGCAGCGCCUGCAGAGAGCUGGCCUACUUCCUAACCACCGGCAUCGUGGUGUCGGCGUUCGGGCUUCCCAUUAUCCUGGCCCGCACCAGCACGAUCCAGUGGGGCGCCUGCGGUCUGGUGAUGACCGGAAACGCCGUCAUCUUCCUCACCAUCCUUGGCUUUUUCAUAGUGUUUGGGGGCGGGGACGACUUCAGCUGGGAACAGUGGUAGGGCUGGUUUGGACGGCGGGUGGGGAGUCGGACGGUUGGAAGAACUGCUCUUCAAUCUGGGAUGACGCUAAAAACCAGCCGCUCGUCGAGCCCGGGUUUAUCUUCGAGGGUGUCAAGGUUGGAAGCUGUCGCCUGUUAUGUGCCUUAUGUCUACAACGAGGAAGACGCUGAUGCCUGUAACCCUUUCUCGUGUCCGUGUGCCUCAUCUCAUCCAUCCUAAGUCUUUUUCAGUUUAUCUCGUGUUGCGUUCUUAACCCUUCGUAUCGCCGAACCUCCUCUGUUCAUAUCAUAAAGGGAUACUGAAUAAUAAAUCCGCCGCUCUGUCCUCUUGUCCUGGAGGGGAGUCUCCGUAUUGAACUGAAGCUCGUCUCGUAUUCGCACUGUUCUGUUUGAAGCAACAAAAAAAAAAAGGCCGGUUAUUUUAAUCCACACUUUCUGACGGCUGUUAUACCGAACUCAUAUCAGGUGAAGAUAAUACGCGUUCGAUGUGUGUUCUCUUUUCUUUUUCAUCUUGCCUUAAGACUUUUUACGCCUUACUUUUUGUUGUGGUGCACUUGUUUACAUUUUCACCAAAGAUCACUUUCUGAAAAUAUGCAAAAAUGGAACAUCUGUGGAUUUUCACCGUCGCCUUUGUUUCUCAGAAGGCAGAUGAGGCAUUUGGGGGAAAAAAAAAAAAAACGUUUCCUUGUGAAAGCAGUCCAGAAGAUGCAGCACCGCUCCUUUUAUAUUCCUGUGAUCAUAAAACUGACAAAAAAAAAUCAUAUCUAUUUUUACAUAUUGAAUGGAAAAUACUCUACUUGUAUGCUUUGAAGCUAAGUGCACUUUGUCCUAAUGAAGGCUUCUGCUGCGUUUGUAAAUGCUUAUUGUACACAAUGUCUGUUUGAUUACCAGAGAAAUCACUGUGUUUUGGUUUUGACUUUUAUUUUUCUGCAUUUGUUUCACCAUCAGGGAGCCAUUGAAGGUAGUAACUGUAAAUUAAUAACACGCCCUCAUUUUCCAGUUUGAUCAUUUUCAGGAACUUCAUUUUAAAAGCGGUUCCCGUGUCCAUUGGUCCAGACAAGGCUGUAAGUUAUAGAGUUCCCUCCUGUCCCACACACACCUGCUUCACAGGUGGAAAUAUUGUAUUGUUUGUAACUGACACCUCCAAGAACCACAUUCUUUUCAUUGUGACUCCAAUAUACAUAUUUUGAACACUAAAAACUGUU